Geosmithia morbida is the source of this 1320-nucleotide messenger RNA. Its product is annotated as carnosine N-methyltransferase. The coding region runs from base 1 to 1320 and encodes 439 amino acids. Lineage: Eukaryota; Fungi; Ascomycota; Sordariomycetes; Hypocreales; Bionectriaceae. The record is from RefSeq and is a predicted model, not a curated record. The transcript has 4 exons. Gene Ontology annotation, molecular function: S-adenosylmethionine-dependent methyltransferase activity.
AUGAGACAAGCCAUCGCAUGGCUGUCGUUGCUCGCAGCCUUGAUCGGGCUCUCGACAGGUCUCGAGCACCUUUUCGGUGAAUAUAUCCAGAAUGGACUCCUCCUCGACCCAUCGUCACAUCACCAUCACGACCACAGCCAGUGCCGCAUAUCCCCUCCCCCGCAAACACCGAGACACAUCGAGCAGGACCGGAAACUCGCCGGACGGAUGAAGAAGACCAGGGACAUGAACGUCCACCACCCCCGGACCCGUCUCCUAGAUGCCCUCCACGGCUACGCACGUUACUACCAGCGUCAACGGGAGGAGCUGGAUCGUCUACAGAGUCUGUACAAGAAGGUGACUAGAUCACAACACAGAAUCCUCGAGAAACACGUCCGCUACUCGGACAAGUUCAUCACGACAGACUCCCUCCUCCGCCAGAACCAGGCCCUGUGCAGCUCCAUGGUCGACUCCGCCCUGUCCUUCUACGGCGUGUCCCGUCCCGAGCUGGAAGACCACAUCCGCCGCCGCGAAUCCGAGGGCAGGAAACCCGACCGCGUCGCCGUCUCCCAGACCCUCAAGCACAUCGUGAGAGACUGGACCGUCGACGGUGCGGCUUACGAGCGCGACGACUGCUUCGACUGCAUCGCGCGUACCCUCGACAAGCUCUUUCCCGAGAAUCCUGAUUCUAUCCGUGUCUUGCUUCCCGGUUCCGGUCUCGGUCGAUUAGGUCAUGAUAUUUCUCAAAAGGGCUUCCAGGUGACGCUAAACGAGUGGUCCAUGUUCAUGAACGUAGCAUACCGUUUCCUAGAGACGCACGCCUCCUCCCCUUCCGACAUAUCCAUCCACCCCUUCAUCGACAGCUGGUCCCACCACGCCUCCACAGCCGACAUGCAGCGCCCCGUCCGCUUCCCCGACGUCGCCCUCAACGCCUCAGGCGUCGUCCUGGUGGAGGGCGACUUCACCACCGUCCUCUCGGGUCCCGACGCCGCGGGCGCGUACGACGUGGUGGUGACCUACUUCUUCAUCGACACGGCCCGCAACCUGGCCUCGUACUUUGACACCAUUCGCCACCUGCUCCGCAAGGGCGGCCACUGGAUCAACCUCGGCCCUCUGCUCUACGGCACCGCCCCCUUCGUCCAGCUCUCCCUCGACGAGAUCGUCACCGUCGUCACCGAAGGCUACGGCUUCAGGCUCCUGGACCUGGCCGGGCCCGAGUGCGGGCUCGUCACCGUCCCCGGCGUGAACGUCAGGGGUAUGCAGGCUGCCUAUGGCUUUGACGACCGGGCCUUGACAAGGAAUGCCUACCAUGCGCAGUUUUGGGUGGCGCAGAAGACUUGA